Brassica napus (rape) is the source of this 1407-nucleotide messenger RNA. RefSeq names its product protein OBERON 1-like. NCBI's taxonomy places the organism in Eukaryota, Viridiplantae, Streptophyta, Magnoliopsida, Brassicales, Brassicaceae. The transcript has 3 exons. Bases 136 to 1230 code for a protein of 364 amino acids. Gene Ontology annotation, cellular component: nucleus. The record is from RefSeq and is a predicted model, not a curated record.
AUCGUUAGUCAUUCAGAACCUGCACCUGUAGCAUCUUCUUCAAUAGAAAAAAUAAAAAAUAAAUAAAUAAGGAGCUUCCAUUGUGUCUCACGCUUCUUCUUCUUUAGUCCUCUACGGCUCGUAAUCAUAUCUCCGAUGGGCACAUCAUCAGGAUCCAAUCUCCCUCACCAGAUGCUACCUCCACGCCAGCAACUACAAACUGAUCCCCACAUCUUUCACAAGAGAUGCAUAAACACAUCUUGCCAAAACCAACUCCCGGCUGAUGAUUGUCCCUGCGAGAUAUGUGCCAAUAGGAAAGGCUUCUGCAACCUUUGCAUGUGUGUGAUCUGUAGCAAGUUCGACUUUCAAGUCAACACAUGCCGUUGGAUUGGCUGUGAUGUGUGUUCUCAUUGGGCUCAUACGGAUUGUGCUAUUAGGGAGGGAGAGAUCUCCAAGGAAGAAAUGAUGUUCAAGUGCCGUGCGUGCAACCGUACUUCUGAGCUGUUAGGUUGGGUUAAAGAUGUGUUUCAGCACUGUGCACCAAACUGGGAUAUGGAGGGUUUGAUGAAGGAACUCGACUUUGUGAGUAGGAUUUUCCGUGGAGGGGAAGAUACAAGAGGCAAGAAACUGGUCUGCAAGUGUGAGGAACUUAUCAACAAGAUUAAAGGUGGCUUGGCAGAAGCAACAGCUGCCAAAUUGUUACUGAUGUUUUUCCAAGAAAGUGAAGUGGACUCUCCAAAGAGCCUUGAAAACGAGGGAAUGAUCGCACCUCAAGAUGCAUGCAACCGUAUUGCUGAAGUUGCAAAGCAAACACUGAGGAAAAUGGAGAUAGUAGGCGAGGAAAAGACGAGGAUGUACAACAAAGCGCUGUUGGGGCUUGAAGAAUGCGAGAGAGAGAUGGAAGAGAAAGCAAAGGAAGUGUCGGAGCUGAAGCUGGAGAUGGAGAAGAAGAAACAACAGAUAGAAGAGGUGGGGAGGAUCGUGAGGCUGAAAGAAGCAGAGGCAGAGAUGUUUCAGUUGAAAGCAAACCAGGCGAAAGUGGAAGCAGAGAGGUUGGAGAGGAUUGUGAAAGCGAAAAGGGAGAAGACAGAGGAGGAGUACGUGAGUAACUACUUGAAACAGAGGCUGAGGGAAGCGGAGGCAGAGAAAGAGUAUAUGUUUGAAAAGAUGAAAGAGCAAGAAAGUGGUGGUGAGGCGUUAAAAUUUAGCGAAAUGCUUCAUCGAUACAAUGCCCCGUCACGCCAAGAGUAGAUACCUAAUGCUUGUUUGUGUGUGUGUAUUUGUUGUAGAAGAUUCAAACGAGAAAAAGUUGUAUUUUCGUUAGUUAAUUUAAUAUAUGCAUUAUAAUAAAGUACUCAAUCGGUAUCGGUUUCAAUAUUGAUGAUGUUUUAGAAGGUUUGUUUUGUUUCAAUUUACUUGAAGUUUUGA